AUGGCAUACAACAACAACUACCAACAAGGUCCCUUCUGGGACUUUGCACGAUCAUUCGGUCAGAACGGAGCAGGCGUUGACCAUCCUGCCGAUGGCUUUGGCUCUUUUGGGCCCCCGCCAUAUCAAGCACACCACGGAGGCUUUGGCUUUGGCGGACCACCAGGAGGCUGGGGUUCAGGAGCCUUUGGCUCUGGUCCCUGGGCCCGUGGCGGCCACCACGGCCGUCGUGGACGACAUUGCCACCGCCGUGAUGGCUCUCAUGAGGGACAUCGACGACGAUCUCGAGAUCCACCCGCGGAUGGGGAAAAUCCCGACGACUCAGAGGAGAGAGAGAGUUCGCCCCAUGGCCGUCGUGGCAGGCGAGGUCACCAUGGUAGAGGAGGGCAUCGCGGUGGAUGGGGAGGCCAUGGCCCCAGAGGACCACCCCCAUUCGGAGGGUUUGGUGGUAUUGACCUGAACGGUUUGAUGGCGGCCCUCUCUACCCACCCAUUGGCACAGACAUUCCGCGACUAUGCUGGACAAGCUGGUUUUGCGGCCGGUGGCCCACAGCGAUCAGGGGAGACACCCGAAGAUGUCGACACCGAGAACACCUUCAUCCCACCCAUCGAUGUCUUCUCCACCGAGAAGCAGUUCGUGCUGCAUGUGGCUUUGCCAGGAGCCCGCAAGGAAGACGUGGGAGUCAACUGGGAUGAAGAGAAAGGAGUUUUGAACUUGGCCGGCGUGGUAUAUCGCCAAGGAGACGAGGCGUUUUUGGAGACGUUGACCCAGAGCGAGAGAAAGGUCGGCAUGUUUGAGCGCACGAUUAAGCUCCCGCCUGGAGAUGGGGAGAAGGAGGAAGUCGAUGGCGAUGCCAUCACUGCUAAAUUAGAAGAUGGGAUCUUGGUUGUCACUGUGCCCAAAGUGGAGAAGGAGUGGACAGAGGUCAAGAGAGUUGAUAUCGAAUAG
Molecule: messenger RNA, 945 nt
Organism: Venustampulla echinocandica
Lineage: Eukaryota; Fungi; Ascomycota; Leotiomycetes; Helotiales; Pleuroascaceae
Exons: 1
Coding region: 1-945 (314 amino acids)
Biological process (GO): response to salt stress; response to hydrogen peroxide; response to heat
Source: RefSeq, a predicted model, not a curated record